GCUCUCAGGUUUUUGGUAUAUGUUGUGUCUGACGCUUUGUCUGUGUCCUUUCCUCUAGUCAGACCACUGGAUGCCAACAGAGAGCCAUAUAUCUGGAGAAGUGGUGAGGUGGUUGGAUGUGUAUCAGAGAAGCGGAUGUCAUCCCAGAGAGACGCUGGUGGAAGUUUGGCGGGAGUUUUCGUGGGAGACAAAUCACCUCUUCCUGCCGUCGUGUGUAACACUGCGCCGCUGUGGAGGCUGCUGCUCCGAUGAGGCACUGGAGUGUGUGCCGUCACAAACACACACACUUGUAAUGGAGCUCAUGAGGACCUCAUACAUGAAGCAUGAACUUGUGCAGCUGCCUUUUAUUGAACAUAACCAGUGUGAGUGCAGGCUAAAAGCAAAUCUUUAUGCAGAGCCAACCAGGCAAGGCUCACAGACAACAAGAAAAGGUAAAAAGGAGCAAAGGGGGAAACCAAAGCGAAAGAAACACAUGGGGAAAAAGCCGACUCUCGUGCCAACUACACCCCCUCCUCCUCCCCCUCCCACUCUACCGCCUAGCUCCGCCCCUCCACCACCUGCCAGAGAGGCGUGUCCUCCGUGCCCCACCCGCAGGAUGACAUCACAGCCUCCCUCUUGUGAAUGCAGGUGCAGUUUGAGGGAGGUGAGCUGUACAAAGAGAGGGAAGACACUUAACCACCACAGCUGCCGAUGUGAAACCCAAAGCGAAUAGUGAAAUCAAACCACCCGUAUAAUCCACCGAUCAAACUUUGCACAGCUUUGAGGAGGUCAAAGGUUUGCUUAUUCUUUUGUCACAGACUCUGAAGUUUGGGUCUCACGCAAAAAAAGAGUUUGCGUUCAGGAACAAACAACAGACCCACCCCCUGUGGCCCAUCUGGCUAUGUCCCGCACACUAUUACGACAGUAUUAGAUCCAUAUUCAUUCAUUCUGUACCGGGUGUGUACGGAAUAUCACCAGAUCCUACUGUUGAAGCUUUUCACCAUUAUGAUCCAAACUUCAGAUCACCUUUAACCAUUUGACAUUUGUAUUAUAGACGUUCAAUGGGUCAAGCGUAUCGCUGGAAUAUUCAAUGCACUAAAAGUGAACCAUAGUGUUCUCAUUGAGCUUUAUCCAAAACCAGUUUUGGGAUUUUGUUCAGCUUCAAUGGAUCCUCAUAGGCACAGACACACAGCUAGAGUGAUGCUAAGGAUGACGAGUGCGCUAAGAACUUUCAAAGGGAAACCUGAAUAAGGAAGGAGUCCUUUUUUUCUACCAAACUACUUAAAGUGGAGAGUUUUUGAUGGGAUGGAUGUUGACAGACCUUCAGUGUUGAGAGAACUCAAGUGUUUCGCUACACAAACAGAGUAUCUCAUCCUGAGAACAUCACGACGUCUCCUCUGACCCUCCUCAUGUGAUAAAUGGAUGGAUGGGUCGAUUAGAUGGAUCGACGGGUGUCUGUGUGGUCUGAAUUGUGCAUAAUAAGGAUCUGUGCGUCUAUCCUAAUUUAUUCCUGGCCUCUAUAAGUCCAUAAUGUGGCUUCACAGACUGUAUCAAAGAGUCUUUUUGUGUUUGUUUGAUUUGCUUUUUGUUCGGUUCCUUCCUUUGGGAAUUGAAAGCUUUUUCCCACUGGCUAGCCAGUGAGAGGAAUGCCAAUCAUAUAGAAACCUGGCUAUAUUCCAUUGGUGCUCACCAAACACAAGUCUUCUCUCUCCCACACCCCCAAUCACACUCGUUUUUCAUCUCUUUCUUUAUCCCUUUUCACUUCAUCUGUCUUUUUUCAUUCUUUCUCCCUCACACACACAGUCAUGCGUACACAUACAAAUGCAAGCAGGUAAAUAUAAGCUUUUCUGUGUUGAUACUGAAAGAAGAAUUUAUUUUAUCUGUCUUAUUCCUUUUGUAAAGAAUACUAAUGUUAUUGUAGUGCGUUUUGUUUUAAAGAAUGUUUCUUUUGUGUAUCUCUGUUAAUCCAACCUAUAGAGUCAGGCUGGGUGGCCGACCGUGUGUUGAGUUGGAGUAAAAAGCGCUGAAAGUCUUUAGGAAAAGGGAAAUGCCCAUUCUGUUUGUGUUUUGUGUCUUAAUCAUCUCACAGCAUUGGGAGUAUGAUGUAUUUAUUUUUUAUAUUGAAAUGCAUUUUAUAUUAUGCUUUGCAAUGUUUCUUUUGGGACAUUUAAUUAUCGACUGAUGAUUCGAGAAUAUUCAGUAUUUUUGGCUGAUUUCCUCAGAAUCAUGCAGCUCGGAUAAUGUAGCUGUCAGUCGAUGUUGAGGAUUGUUAGUUUCCAUCGAUGCCAGAGGCCGCAAACGUGAAAGAAUUGCUUUUUUUUUUAAUAGUGGUCAUUUAACCAAACACUUCUUUCCACCAUAUAUGUAGCAUUAUUGAAUGAAAUAUGAAUUUCAAGAGCAAGUUUGACCUCACUUUAAGUGAUUUCUCAGAUUAUUUGUUUAGUCAUUUUCUGCAAUAAUGUAAAUUAUUAGGAUCCCUCAGCACCCUUUCACUCUUCAGACUACGCAGAUAUAAGAUAUCCACGAGUUAUCAGCAUUCCCAAACUACUGAUCUGUGUUAGAGUCGACAUGAAAUUUCAUUAGCAACCCAUUUAACUUCAGUAUAUGAUGUAGUUUUAGUGAAUAUGAAAAAAAUAUGUAGGGUGGCGCUUAAUUUUAUGCAUUGGCAGUUGAUUGAAUGGUGCACUGG
Sinocyclocheilus grahami is the source of this 2668-nucleotide messenger RNA. RefSeq names its product vascular endothelial growth factor A-like. Bases 71 to 712 code for a protein of 213 amino acids. Lineage: Eukaryota; Metazoa; Chordata; Actinopteri; Cypriniformes; Cyprinidae. The record is from RefSeq and is a predicted model, not a curated record. The transcript has 7 exons. Gene Ontology annotation, biological process: positive regulation of endothelial cell proliferation; vascular endothelial growth factor signaling pathway; sprouting angiogenesis. Gene Ontology annotation, cellular component: membrane. Gene Ontology annotation, molecular function: heparin binding; chemoattractant activity; vascular endothelial growth factor receptor binding.